Rotaria sp. Silwood2 is the source of this 417-nucleotide messenger RNA. Lineage: Eukaryota; Metazoa; Rotifera; Eurotatoria; Philodinida; Philodinidae. The record is from the annotation of a GenBank genome assembly.
AUGAAAUUACUUGAAGUAAUUCGUAUAUCAGCAACAAGUGAUGAAACAUUUCAAACAUUAUUAACUUUUGGUAAAGCAUUAGGAAAAACAACAGUAUCAUGCAAGGAUACACCAGGCUUUAUUGUUAAUCGUUUAUUAGUACCUUAUCUUCUUGAAGCAGUUCGGAUGAUCGAACGUGGUGAUGCUACAGCUGAAGAUAUUGAUACAGCUAUGAAAUUAGGUGCUGGUUAUCCAAUGGGACCCAUUGAAUUAUUAGAUUAUGUAGGAUUAGAUACAUCAAAAUAUAUUGUUGAUGGAUGGAAAAAACGUUAUCCUGAUGAACCAUCAUUUAAAACAAGUGAAUUAUUAAAUAAAAUUGUUAGUGAAGGCAAAUUAGGCAAGAAAACUGGUGCUGGUUUUUAUAAUUAUAAAAAAUAA